GUUGAGGACACAAAAGCAGCGUUGUGCCCUGGUCAUGUGAUGCCUGUUCGGAAAGCUCAGACCAUGUGAUCCUGCCUCACAGAAUGCUGAGUCGAACUUACAAAUGCUGCCUCACCCUUGAGAUGUGAGCAUGAUAGAGUGAACGACUGAGAAGAGAAAGAUACAGCGCCAUUAAAGAAUGAAGACAUAGAGGAACAGGUGUGAACAAGACGGGAAACGAAAGCAACAGUGUGCCAAAUGCUACGGUGCAGACUACGUGCACUUCUCUGAUUCGGUCCUAACUCACUCUUUCCCUGAUGGUGCUGUGGGAAAUGUGGCUGUCUUCUGUCGAGUCAGUUUGUUGGAAUGUGGAGAUUUUGCAACGACAAGAAGCGAUGGCUAAAGUGGACCAAGAACGUCUUAGAAUGUGUCCUAGGAAAUUGAGAUACGUCUUGGAAUGGAAAAGAAACGCUGUGGAAUUCCAUGGCUGCACCAUGAACAAUAGUCCUGGAGUUUGCCACUGGGGGUCAGCAGAGUGUGGGGCAUGAGUCAUGACGUCUGUGGUGCUUGUAGACAGUGGAGGAGCAGUGGUGGAGUACGUCACUGCAGUGGACGACCAUUUACCGGAGGAGGGUGUAUAUGAGGUUGAGGGAGAGAUGGAGGGAGAGGUGGAAGGAGAGGAGGAGUACCCCGCGGUGAUCGUGGAGCCAGUGCCCGGUGCGCGGUUGGAGCAGGGCUUCGCUGCUCAGGUGCUGGUGUACGAUGAUGAGACUUACCUGAUGCAGGGAGUGGCUGAGGAGCAGGAGGUGGAGACUGAGGUGCUGGAGACAGUGGAAGCAUCAGUUCAUGGCUCUAGUGUGCAUUGCUCUGAUAAAACCAUUGAGGCUGCUGAAGCUCUUCUACACAUGGACUCUCCCUCCAGCCUGCGUGGAGACCGGAGCCCAGAGGUGUUUGUGCCUCCAUGUAUCAACACUUCGGAGUUCCUGCAUGCGGCUAUGCGACCUGACGUGCUGACAGAGACGGUGGUGGAGGUCAGCACAGAGGACUCCGAGCCCAUGGAGGUGGUUACAGUUUUUCAGGAACCUGAGAUGCUGGAGACAGAGCCCAGCAAGAGAAGAAAAUCUGGGCGGAAACCCAAACCCCAUCACAUUUCAAACGGAUCUCCAGAUCUAGGCAUCAAGAAAAAGUCUAGGGAAGGGAAAGGAAGUACAUACCUGUGGGAGUUCCUGUUGGACCUUCUGCAGGAUAAGAACACCUGUCCCAGGUACAUUAAGUGGACACAGAGGGAGAAAGGCAUCUUCAAGCUGGUGGACUCUAAAGCUGUGUCAAAGCUCUGGGGCAAACACAAGAACAAACCAGACAUGAACUAUGAAACCAUGGGCAGAGCGCUCAGGUAUUACUAUCAGAGAGGUAUCUUGGCUAAAGUAGAGGGUCAGAGGUUGGUCUACCAGUUUAAGGAAAUGCCUAAAGACAUUGUCAUCAUCGAUGACGAUAAGUGCGACCCUGGCGAUGACGUAAUCGGAGAGAAGGUCUAUGAACGCGUUCCUCCCUCAUCUGACACUCUAUUGACGUCUGACCUCUCCAAAACGCCUGCCAUCUUGAGAGGGGGCGGUAGGACUAUAGUCCACCCAGGCUCCCCGAAAGCUAAAGCUGCACUCACUGCAACUCCCCUUCAGCGCAUCGUAACCGUCUCCACGACAACAGAUCCGUCCCAUGCCACCAUUAUUUCCAAUGCCAACGCACCCAGGACUGUGCGGGUUGCUAUGCAAGUGCCGGUUGUUAUGACAAACUCCUUGGGACAGAAGAUCUCCACAGUGGCCGUGCAGUCAGCAAACCCUUCGCUCUUCACCACAGCGCCCACCAAUACUGGCUCAGCGACUGGCAUGAACGCACCCAAAGUCCUAAUCCAGACCAUGCCAACGAUGGUGCCCGCCACAGCAGAGAAUGGUGACAGGAUCACAGUUCAGCUCGCCAAGAUAAUCACCAUCCCCGCAUCCCAGCUCACGCAGUGCCAGCUUCAGUCCAAACCGGGCAGCCCCACAGGCAUCAAUCUGAUGGGCGUCCGAGCCCUUACGCCCGUGUCUGUGGCGCAGGGGACGCAGGUGGUCAGACUGGCAGUUCCUGCCCAGCAGAGUCCGGCUCAUGCGAAGACGCAGGUUCCCGUUUCAAUCCAGACGCAAACUCGAGUCCCAAUCUCCGUUCAGACGGCGUGUACUCCGGCACAGAGUCCGGUGUCCGUCCCAGUUCAGAUCCAGAUUCAGCAGAGCCAGCUCUCUCCAAAAGCAAAGAGCGCAGCCCAGACCUCAGAGUCCAAACCCGACAGCACUUCCGCAGAACAGCCUGAGCAGGACAGUCCCACACAGGCAGCAGCAGAGGUGGUAGAGGAAGGUUCAAAACCACAGUUCGCAGCAGAGAGCUGAACAGUGACGCGUUUUGUCAGUCAUGAUGAACUCUAUAAUAAAUGAAUUUAUAAUCCCCAGAUACCAUUCAAUCACAUUCUGGGAAAUCAAACUGGAUUUGUACAGUUUCAAGUUCAAGUGUGGUUUCAUUUUAUAUAUUCUAAGCAGGCAAAGACUCCAGCCUGUAUCAGCGCCCCAUUUCUGACAUCAUGUGAAUUAAACCUGGAUGUCCGUCAUUUCAAUUAUGAUUUGUUAAAGGGACCAAUGUAAAGAACACUACAGUUCUCCACUUAAAACAAAACAAAAAACAACAACUAUUUUGACACUAAUAACAGCUAAGCAGAACACUAAGGAGUGAGUAGUUGUAGUCAAGUAUGUGAACUUUUGAGGGAGGAUAAAUUCAGCUUUUUAUAACUUGUAUAAAGAUUUUUUUCUUUAACAUUAAAAUCGCAAGGCAAAACCAGCAGUUUCUUUUGACGAUCACUGUGAGUCCACGCUUCUGCCCGUGCUUCACAGGAACGUGUCGAUUCUCCCUCCACCUCUACUAAGGGAAGAAAUGAAUUUUGUAUAUAGGAAUUAUACAGUUUACUGAAUUUAUAAACAAUGCAGCCUUAGAACAGUUAUUUUCUUCUUUUUUCUUUUUUUAAAUCAAGCUUAUUCUUUUGUGUUACGUUCAUGUUUUGUUGUUGUUGUUUUUUUUCCCUCACACAUUGUACCAAGCACAGUAUUAUUGGCAAACAAACUGCAAAGCAUUUUUGCUUUCCCAUUUCAAUCUGGAUUAAAAAAGGCCAUACUAUUUGGGUGUAAUCAAAUCUGGGUCCAAAUCCUGGAACGAUGGCAGUUUGUCAACACAAAAGAAAGGUCAAUCGGCAGCAUGCAUCUUCACUGCAAAUACAUUUCUUUCACAUUUGUUUUCUUUUGCUUUUUAUUAGUCCUUCAAGAGGGAGAACAAGAUGUUUGUGUUCAGAAUAAUCUAGUUUGUAUAUUCAACAUUUGAAGUAUAUUCUAUUUUGUUGUACUCUUGUUUCAAAGUGUACUCAAGUAGGUUUUACUUAAAUAUAAAAAUAUUCCUGAAUUUGA
Messenger RNA from Rhinichthys klamathensis goyatoka, 3458 nucleotides. RefSeq names its product E74-like factor 2b (ets domain transcription factor) (gene elf2b). The coding region runs from base 531 to 2399 and encodes 622 amino acids. Gene Ontology annotation, molecular function: DNA-binding transcription factor activity, RNA polymerase II-specific; sequence-specific DNA binding. The record is from RefSeq and is a predicted model, not a curated record. Gene Ontology annotation, cellular component: nucleus. Lineage: Eukaryota; Metazoa; Chordata; Actinopteri; Cypriniformes; Leuciscidae. Gene Ontology annotation, biological process: regulation of transcription by RNA polymerase II; cell differentiation. The transcript is spliced from 9 exons.